AGAUAUGACAUCACGUGUACUAAACCAAGGCGCCUGAUUUAGUCGAUUGACCUCUUACCGCCAUGUCGCUUCUAGCGUUGCCCGGAGAGCUGCUCGAGAAGAUUGUUAUUAGCGUGAGCCAGAGUCAUGAGAUUUUUAUUGCACCUUACUCUUCGUUAUAGGCUGAUCCUCGUACUAGCAGUAGUCGAGCGAUCCGACUGACAUGCAGAACGCUCUGCAAUGUCGCCACACCUUUUGUUUUCGAACAUUUCUACAUAGAUUUCCAGAAGAUUGAAAUGCAUAGGUCUCGCACAAUCCGUUUCCUCAAAGAACUUUCACAGGGUAGACGAUUGGCCAGAUUCAUCCGAUCCCUGUAUUUCCUUACAUCCAGUGGCAACUACAAGCCGAAAUUCAGCGGUAUUCGGGAUGCGAUAUCACUGUUGAAGAACAAGGAAACGUUUUUUGAGAGAGUAGGGAGACUUAUUUUGGCAGCCGUUCUGCAGAUGCAAGGAGUGCGAGAAUUCCAUUGGAAGGAGCCUGAAAGAGCAGAGAUGUGCUCUGAGAUAAUACAUCAAAUCAUCCAUUCGCUAAGCAAUCGUCCUCAUCUCCGUUUUGUUUCGAUAUCAGCGUAUGGAAUCGAUAACGACAUCCCUUGCGCACCCUUCCAUGGUUUGACCUACCUGAGGAUUGGCGGACAUGGUUCUCUGGAUUACGUUCCUGCCAUCAUCGCCAACAGUCCGAAUCUAUCCACGCUGCAUGUGCUCAUCGAUCGCUGUGACUCUCCUUCACUGCCGCACUUCCCUGUGCUCUCUCUCUUCAGUGCGUUUGCCGAGGGACAACAUAGCUCUGUGCGGGCAGUGGUCCUCGCAGACAAUUGCCUCAGUCUGGAGCCGUCGACUAUUCCUGCCCUUAUCCCACAUUUUUGGAACUUGUCAGAACUUGUCGUGCCAUUUGGCUUCAACGAUGUUCCCGAUGAGUUCUGGAAUGCCCUUCUUGAUGCAAAUGUGUACCUUCGUCACGUCAUAUCAUAUCAUUCAAGACCGAGUGAUUCGUUCCUGGAUUACCUUGGAGCUUAUCAUGGAUUGAAAGUGUUACAUCUGUUCGUACAGGCCCAAUACGUAUGGGACAAAACCCGUCCACGAUUCUUUUGCCGUCGCAUCAUCCCCGCACACUCGUCGAGUUUAACAAGUGUUCUGGUUCAGCCUAUAUAUGCAGGAUCCUGGUGUUUCGAUGUUCCCAUGCUCAGAGCCCUGUUACUGUGCCCCAAUCUCGUGCACAUUGGCAUCAGUGUCGACAUGCAGAGGGCUCAAGUACAACACGAUGAAAACGUCAUUACAAGACUACUGGAGAAUGUGCAAUAUUGGCAUUCUCUGGAACAGCUGGAAAUUGGGGCGGCGAUACCUACUGAUCCCACACUCAGUCCCACUGACAAAUCUCUCAAGACCGCCGUUUGUGUUCACAUUGUGAAUUGUGCGAUGAAAUUCCGUCAAUCUUCAGCUUCGCCAAUGGGAUCCUAAAUCGAAGGUUUAUAACUUUCUUCCACCUUACAUUCCAGGAGCGACUAUCGGCGGUAUGAGAGCUAUGCCAGUUCUGUAUAGUGUUGGAACAGGUUUUGCAUGUUUCCAAAAUUCUUAACCUGAUGAAUCAUACUGCGCUAUGUAUUCAACGUGUCGCUAUACGAUAUAUGCAAUGUACAAGCUUUACUUUGGCUGUAAAUUCUCCAAAUUUAUCUAUAUAUCUUCAUGGACCUCGAAGUGUAGGAUCGUGAAAGUACCUGUCUUGGAUACCUGGUACUGGAAGAAUCACACCGUUGGCAAUAUACAUAGA
Messenger RNA from Desarmillaria tabescens, 1806 nucleotides. RefSeq lists its product as uncharacterized. The record is from RefSeq and is a predicted model, not a curated record. Lineage: Eukaryota; Fungi; Basidiomycota; Agaricomycetes; Agaricales; Physalacriaceae. The coding region runs from base 276 to 1496 and encodes 406 amino acids. The transcript is spliced from 4 exons.